AUGGGCUGCGCUCCCAGCAUCCACGUCUCUCAGAGCGGGGUGAUCUACUGCCGGGACUCGGACGAGUCCAACUCUCCGCACCAGACCACCACCAUCUCCCAGGGCACCACGCUGCACGGGCUCUUCGUCAAGACCGAUGCGGCCGAGAGCAUCCCCCCCCCCUCCGUCGCCUCCUACCAGAACCGCCACUCGCGCAGCAGCUCCUGCAGGGAGCACCGGGAGAACAGCGGGGGGGGGCACGUCCACAUCGAGGCCGAGACGCAGACCAGCCGCCCGGGCGUCAAGGUUUCAGCUACAGAGGAAUGUGUGGGACCUAUGAGACUGACCCAAGAGCCAAUUCAGGUCCUGCUGGUGUUCACCAAGGAGGACAGCCAAAGCGAUGCCUUCUGGUGGGCCUGCGACCGCGCCGGGUUCAGAUGCAACAUCGCAAGGACGCCAGAGUCUGCCGUCGAGUGUUUCCUGGACAAGCACCAUGAGAUUAUAGUCAUCGAUGGACGCCACUCACGCUACUUUGAGCCUGAAGCUGUCUGCCGGUUGAUUCGUGCCACAAAGCCCUCAGAAAACACAGUUAUUCUCGCCGUCGUGCCACAAAAACCGCCUGACCAGGAGGAGCCAUCUGUUCUUCCUCUCCUCUGCGCUGGAUUUAGCAGAAGGUUUGUGGAGAACAGCAGUGUGUCAGCCUGCUACAAUGAGCUCAUACAGAUGGAGCAUGGAGAGGUGCGCUGCCAGUUCAAACUCAGGGCUUGUAACUCGGUCUUCACUGCUUUGGAGCAUUGUCAAGAGGCUGUGGAGAUCACCAAUGAGGACCACAUCAUACAGUAUGUGAACCCAGCUUUUGAGCGGAUGAUGGGCUACCACAAGGGGGAGCUGAUCGGGAAAGAACUGACCGAACUCCCCAAGAGUGACAAGAACAGAGCCGACUUGCUGGAAACCAUCAACACCUGCAUCAAAAAAGGAAAGGAAUGGCAAGGUAUUUACUAUGCCAAAAAGAAAUCAGGCGACAGUAUACAACAGCAUGUGAAGAUAACACCCGUCAUUGGCCAAGGAGGCAAAAUCCGACAUUUCGUAGCCAUAAAAAGACCUCACGUAGACAACAACAAUCAGAUCCACAAGUUCAACAAGGAGGAGAGAUGCAGUGGGGAACAUUCUCAGUCAGAGUGCCAUUCUCUACGUCACCGGGACCGAAGGAAAGAUUCAAUUGAUGCCAGGUCGCUCAGCUCCCGCGGCAGUGACGCUCCCAGUUUACAGAAUCGAAGAUAUUCCUCCGUCGCCAGGAUUCACUCUAUGACCAUCGAGGCUCCCAUCACCAAGGUAAUAAACAUCAUCAAUGCAGCGCAGGAGAGCAGUCCGGUGACAGUAGCCGAGGCUCUGGAUCGCGUGUUGGAGAUCCUGAGGACCACCGAGCUCUACUCCCCUCAGCUCGCCUCCAAAGAGGAUGACCCCCACACCAACGACCUGGUUGGGGGGCUCAUGAGUGACGGGCUGCGAAGACUUUCCGGAAAUGAAUAUGUCUUCAGCAAAAGUAUCCAUAUGAGCCAGAGCCAGCUGGCCUUACCAGUCACUCUGAAUGACGUGCCUCCCCCCAUCGCCGAGAUGCUGAAUGAUGAGGAGUGCUGGGAGUUCAACAUCCUGGAGCUGGAGGCAGCUACGCACAAAAGGCCGCUGACCUUCCUCGGCCUGAAGAUCUUCACGAGCUUCGGAGUGUGCGAGUUCCUGAACUGCUCCGAGGCCACGCUCCGCUCCUGGCUGCAGCUCAUUGAGGGCAGCUACCACUCCUCCAACUCGUACCACAACUCCACGCACGCCGCAGACGUGCUGCACGCUACUGCCUACUUCCUUCGCAAGGAGAGAGUCAAGAGCAGUCUGGACCAGCUGGAUGAGGUGGCGGCGUUGAUAGCAGCCACAGUGCACGACGUGGACCACCCGGGUCGGACCAACUCCUUCCUGUGUAACGCCGGCAGUGAACUGGCCAUCCUCUACAACGACACCGCCGUGCUGGAGAGCCACCACGCAGCCCUGGCCUUCCAGCUCACUGUCCGGGACAGCAAGAGCAACAUCUUUAAGAACAUCGACAGGAAUCAGUUCCGGACACUGCGGCAGGCCAUCAUUGACAUGGUGCUGGCCACAGAGAUGACGAGGCACUUUGAGCAUGUCAGCAAGUUCGUCAACAGCAUCAACAAGCCAAUGGCUGCAAUAGAAGAGACCAGCACAAGUAGCAUGAACAGUGACUGUGAGGGUCAGGCGAACAUCAGGAACUCUCCGGAGAACCGUCUGCUGAUAAAGAGGAUGUUGAUCAAAUGUGCGGAUGUGGCCAACCCCUGCAGGCCGCUCCAGCUCUGCAUCGAAUGGGCAGGACGGAUCUCUGAGGAGUACUUUGCACAGACAGAUGAGGAGAAGAGACAAGGGCUGCCAGUGGUGAUGCCGGUGUUUGACAGGAACACCUGCAGCGUGCCCAAAUCCCAGAUCUCCUUUAUGGACUACUUCAUCACUGAUAUGUUCGACGCCUGGGAUGCCUUUGCCAGCCUGCCUGGUCUCAUGGAGCACCUGUCAGAAAACUACAAGUACUGGAAGGGCUUGGACGAGAUGAAAUGCAAGAGCCUGCGCCCUCCCCCUCCUUCUUGA
This is a messenger RNA of Limanda limanda (common dab), 2622 nucleotides long. It is a transcript of the gene pde8b, whose product is annotated as phosphodiesterase 8B. Bases 1 to 2622 code for a protein of 873 amino acids. The record is from RefSeq and is a predicted model, not a curated record. The transcript is spliced from 23 exons. Gene Ontology annotation, molecular function: 3',5'-cyclic-AMP phosphodiesterase activity. NCBI's taxonomy places the organism in Eukaryota, Metazoa, Chordata, Actinopteri, Pleuronectiformes, Pleuronectidae. Gene Ontology annotation, biological process: signal transduction.